AUGAAGGUUGUACUAGUUCUCUACGACGCAGGAAAACACGCCCAAGACGAGGAAAGACUCUACGGUUGCACCGAAAACGCCCUUGGUAUCAGGGACUGGCUCGAGAAGCAGGGCCACGAGCUCGUUGUCACCAGUGACAAGGAGGGCGAGAACUCUGUGCUCGAGAAAAACAUCCCGGACGCCGACGUGAUCAUCUCCACGCCUUUCCACCCGGCCUACAUCACCAAGGAGAGAAUCGACAAGGCCAAGAAGCUCAAGCUGCUGGUGGUUGCCGGCGUGGGCUCGGACCACAUCGACCUCGACUACAUCAACCAGUCCGGCAGAGACAUCUCUGUGCUGGAGGUGACCGGCUCGAACGUGGUUUCCGUUGCCGAGCACGUCGUGAUGACCAUGCUGGUGCUGGUGAGAAACUUUGUUCCUGCGCACGAGCAGAUCGUCUCUGGAGGCUGGAACGUGGCCGAGGUCGCCAAGGACUCGUUCGACAUCGAGGGCAAGGUCAUUGCCACCAUCGGAGCAGGCAGAAUCGGCUACCGUGUGCUGGAGAGACUCGUGGCCUUCAACCCUAAGGAGCUGCUCUACUACGACUACCAGUCGCUGUCCCGCGAGGCCGAGGAGAAGGUCGGCGCCCGCAGAGUGCUCGACAUCAAGGAGCUGGUUGCACAGGCCGACAUCGUCACGGUGAACUGUCCGCUGCACGCGGGCUCGAAGGGCCUGAUCAACGCAGAGCUGCUCAAGCACUUCAAGAAGGGCGCCUGGCUCGUCAACACCGCCAGAGGCGCCAUCUGCGUGGCCGAGGACGUGGCAGCCGCCGUCAAGAGCGGCCAGCUCAGAGGAUACGGCGGAGACGUGUGGUUCCCGCAGCCGGCUCCAAAGGACCACCCUUGGAGAUCCAUGGCCAACAAGUACGGUGCCGGCAACGCCAUGACUCCGCACUACUCGGGCUCUGUGAUCGACGCCCAGGUCAGAUACGCCCAGGGCACCAAGAACAUCCUGGAGUCGUUCUUCACACAGAAGUUCGACUACAGGCCUCAGGACAUCAUUCUGCUGAACGGAAAGUACAAGACCAAGUCGUACGGCGCCGACAAAUGA
Ogataea angusta is the source of this 1089-nucleotide messenger RNA. RefSeq lists its product as uncharacterized. Gene Ontology annotation, cellular component: cytosol. Bases 1 to 1089 code for a protein of 362 amino acids. The record is from RefSeq and is a predicted model, not a curated record. Gene Ontology annotation, molecular function: oxidoreductase activity, acting on the CH-OH group of donors, NAD or NADP as acceptor; formate dehydrogenase (NAD+) activity; NAD binding. NCBI's taxonomy places the organism in Eukaryota, Fungi, Ascomycota, Pichiomycetes, Pichiales, Pichiaceae. The transcript has a single exon.